UUGUUGCUUAUUUUAAUCAAGCUUCUGACUUCCAAUUUGCUUGCUAUAUUGUAUUUUUCCUAUGCUUGGAAUUUUUCAACCCCAUUUUCCUAGAAAUUUCCACAUGCACUGGUAUGCAACAAUGCGUAUAAGAAAUAAAACAAGUUGAUUUAUAUUUAUAAUGUUUUGCAAUAUGGUCCCAUGCAUCAUCAGGAAACAAAAUACUCUUCAUGUUUCCUACAAUUUAUUAUAUACCCCUUAUGGCCUGCAAAAUGCCGGCAAUAAUGCUAAAGAUAAACUUGUUUAAGUCAGUAACACCAUCUGAAAGCUACCCGUUAUUGAUAUGCUUAUUCAUUUAACUCUUGAUUUUCUAAGUCAAUAGUCUUCUCUCUCAACUUGCUGACUAUUGUUUUGUAUCAACAUAUAAUCCAAGUGGUGUCAUCUAAUAUUCCGUGUAUAUGCUUUGACUUAAUUUGCAGUUAAACUCUGUCUAGAUUAUAUGCAGGACAAAUUUUAAGGCUUGUUCAUAGAGUACAUCAGAAAAUUUAAGCCGGCAAGAAUUUUGGACCAUGUUCUUAUUCAAGCUCCUAUCUGUUUUGUUGUUUUCUCUGUUCUAUUUCAUCCUAAGUUUUGCAGCAACAUCAGAGGAUCUUGGCUUUGAAUACAAUGGCUUCAGAAAUGCUCAAAAUUUGAGUUGUAACGGCAUGGUGGAUAUCACACCUGGCGGCCUAUUAAGGUUAACCAACACCAAUUCCAAGCAUCAACUUGGUCAUUGCUUCUACUCCGGUCCAGUUCAGUUCUCCAGUAACUCCUCAUCAUCAGCCAAUAUGGGUAAUACUACUUCUGUAGUCUCCUUCUCUACUUCUUUCGUCUUUGCCAUAGUCUCCGAGAGUGACGUAAGUGGUCAGGGGCUUGCCUUUGUUAUUGCACCUCAGAGAGGGCUUCCUGGAGCUCUAGCAAACCAAUAUCUUGGUCUAUUCAAUGAUUCAAACAAUGGAAACCCUGAGAACCAUGUUUUUGCAGUGGAGUUGGAUACUAUAAAAAACGUAGAGUAUGACAUCGACGACAACCAUGUCGGUAUCAAUAUCAAUGGCUUAAAGUCUGUUCAGGCUGAAUCUGCCAAGUACUACGCUGAUAAUAACGCCGGGUAUAAGAACCUAAGUCUUAACAGUGGACAAGCCAUGCAAGUUUGGGUAGAAUAUGAUGGGUCACAGAAGCAAGUUAAUGUAACCAUAGCUCCAUUCAAGGAUGGAGCUUUAAGAUUAAUGGCAUGGCUCAAGAGUUCGAUCUCUCUAGCUUUCCUGAACUUCCAAAGCCUGAAAAAAAAGCAAUGAUGUUGACUGUAGUGUUGUCAAUAAUUAUCCCAAUUGUUGUGAUGAUAACGAUAUGUCUGGGCAUCUUUUUCUUCUUAAGGAAAAAAAAGUUCGCCGAAUUGAUAGAGGACUGGGAAGAAAUUUAUGGGACACAUAG
Molecule: messenger RNA, 1449 nt
Organism: Papaver somniferum (opium poppy)
Lineage: Eukaryota; Viridiplantae; Streptophyta; Magnoliopsida; Ranunculales; Papaveraceae
Product: L-type lectin-domain containing receptor kinase IV.1-like
Exons: 2
Coding region: 549-1313 (254 amino acids)
Molecular function (GO): carbohydrate binding
Source: RefSeq, a predicted model, not a curated record